GAAGGAAAUGAGCACGACGUAAAGGCGCUCUGUUGUAACUGCUCUUCCUCAUUCUGUCGGAGUUGAGGUUUGCUCAGAGAGCAGCUUUGCCCUCAGAACAGACACAACUCUUCCGGUGCCAACCUCAAGCUCUGACAGAAACCGGCCGGGGUAAAACAUCCGCCGUGCAGCACCUCUAAAAAGGAAGCCAUUCAGAUGAGCUGGUGGGAGGCAGAACCGAGGCAGACAGGAAGUGUUUAAAAGAGACAGUGGUGGCCACCUGAGCUUCAUGUUGCAUGUAGGAAGAGGUAGGAGUUGUGUCAGCUGCGAAGGGAAAGCUUUAAGGUGUUGAAAGUGUGAGUUCCUGAUGGCGUGUGUUUCUGGUAGCAGAGAGAAGGAUCAGCCACCAACACUGCCUGUCAAACAGCACAGGCGGUCCAGCGUGGAGUCCGACUCUGUUUUCAGCUCCGCUGGACUCCAGCAUCACAGCUUUGGACCCAGCGAUGUCUUCUCUGAACCCACCGACUGUCAUGCAGCCCAGUGUCCCAUCCAUCAGCGCUACGAUCCCUUCAAACACCAGAUGAGAUUUUUCUCCGAUGGUACACCACCCCCUGUUCCAAAGAAGAGGCUGACCCGGGCCCUCUCCCUUCCCGGCAUCGAUCCCCCAGCUCCCUCUUCCCCCUCUCCACUCUCUCCUCUGCAAAGACGUCCUCAGAAUUUUGACAACCCCGUGUACAUGAUGGCACCGAUAUCCGACACUUUCAUCUAUGAGGAGACCGAGGACUUUAAGCCAGCCAGAAGCCCCGCUCCCUUGCCGCCCCUCUCCCAGCUGUCCUUCGACGCCCCGGAUGAGCGCCUGGCCUCCGUCUUUGGUAACUUUGAGGACCAGCGUCUUGUCUCUGAGAGGAUUCAGCAUGGUCAGCUGCUCUGCCUUCGCAGCAUGGCUCAGAGAGUCGAGGACCGCGGCCUCUUCCAGGUGAAGGACAGGGAUCCCGGCUCAUAUGGGCCUCAGGAUUUCCUGCUUUGUGACGGCGGCAGGCCAAAGAUGAUCGGAGAGAAGACCUACUACAGCCUGCAAAGCCCAAGGUUUCCUGGGAGGGUGCUUGGUUUGAGGGUAUGCAAAGGGACAAAGGGCGCUCCCUCGGCUCCUAACAAAGAACAGGUGCAUGCCAACGUCCUGGACGUCAUCGCUUAUUUCCAGCCCAGAAUAAGCCAGGAAAGCGACCCCCCCUCCUCUGCGGAGCCAGACUGCAGGGCACCCAACCCCCCGGACGGACGCGUCACCGUCGACUCCCUCCUUCAGAAAGGUCACUGCGUGAGCGUCGAGCGUGACCUGCCCCACGCCACCCUGGACGACUUUGUCCGGGACAGCGGCUCGGCGCAGGGCGGCGGGCGUCAGGAUUACGACAGACAGGCGUGCGUUCUGCUGCUGCAGGUCUUCGUGGGCUCGCACCACCUGUACAGCACCGGCGCCGCAGCAGCCGAGCUCAGACCCAGGGAGAUCCUUCUGGUCUGGCCCGGCAAGGAGAGGUGCAAAGGAGAGGAUGCGCCGGGAGGCCACGCUCAGAGAGGCUGGCUCCAGGAGUUGUGGAGGAGAUAUGGCUCUCCCUGUGUGUUGGUAGCACCGCAGUCUGCUGCUUCUUUGGCCCCUCCGUCGCUGGCUUCCAUUCAGUGCCAAAUGGGAGCCCUAAUUCAGUUCUGCCUGCGGCCAAAGGAACCCCCCACAGAUCCAUCUCCGUCUGUUUUCCGAAGGGGGCUUCUUCACGUGUCCUCUCUGCUUCAGAGUGAGAACGGCCCCCAGAUGACGGACAUAAUAGCCAUGCUCCAGGUGCUCCUCUGGGGGCCCCGGUUCUCGGUCCUCAACCACAGAGGCCCCGCGUCGGUCACGGCUGUGCAGAACUGGCUGGCCGUGAAGCGAGCCCUGCUGCUGGUGAAGCUGGCAGAGGUGGGACUGAUCCAGGAUCAGCCUGGUCUGGACUGGGAGGACCGCAUGUGUCUGAAGUAUCUGCCGUUUACCGAUUCGGAGACUGUAGCGGGUGCGGCCGCGCAGCUCUGCAACAUCCUGAGCUGAGAUCAUCAUCAAGAUAACGGAGGGAAGAAAAUACGACAAGAAGGACCCCUGUAGAUCCCUCCUUAGCUUCCUGUGUUCGCAUUGUGCUGAACGGCUCUGACAGAACUCUGAACUUAUUAAAAAUGAUGAAAACUUUCUCCACUAACUUUUUAACCGGAAGUGGGAUCCUCGUUUACAUACACACACACAUUUCAUCUCAUACGCAAUUCCACAGAAAAGCUGCAAUGUUUUACUUCCUCAAAUGUGCUGGAGAUAAUUGUGCAACAGUCACUAGCUUGCCAGUAGUUGAUGGAGGCUACAGCUCCCAGGCAGGCUUGUUGCACAGGAAAGCAGAAAUGAUGGUUGAUCAUAGGCUGAUGGCCAUCUUACUCAUCAUGGUAUCAGAUUAAAUGAGAUUAAAACCUUCUGAGUGGGGGAGUAUAGCGGUCUGGGACUGCUGCGGCCUCCCGGGGUCAGGUCUACCUGCACCUCGUCGUUAUUGGGUGGCAGGCCUUCUGCUGUUCUCCCCAAACUCAGAAACGUGCGCCUCCAGGUGAUAAACUCACAUUAGCACAAACAAUUGUUUCCACACAUAUGCUCACCCAUCCAUGCAAGAUAGUUGAAGGUCACACAACUGUGUUUACCCUCACAUUACCGGGGCCUGGCUACUUUAAUGCUGGAGAAUCUGGAUCUAAUUAGUUCCUGCCGUCAGGAUACGGCUUUGAGAUACGCUUUGUAGAUGGAAAGCGCCCUGGCACAUGGGGGCAACCAUCCGCUCCAUACGGUACGCCUGAAAUGCCACAACGGAACGUAG
This is a messenger RNA of Fundulus heteroclitus (mummichog), 2843 nucleotides long. RefSeq names its product PEAK family member 3 (gene peak3). Bases 347 to 2050 code for a protein of 567 amino acids. Gene Ontology annotation, biological process: protein phosphorylation. Gene Ontology annotation, cellular component: focal adhesion; actin cytoskeleton. The record is from RefSeq and is a predicted model, not a curated record. NCBI's taxonomy places the organism in Eukaryota, Metazoa, Chordata, Actinopteri, Cyprinodontiformes, Fundulidae. Gene Ontology annotation, molecular function: protein kinase activity. The transcript has 4 exons.